Nothobranchius furzeri (turquoise killifish) is the source of this 3436-nucleotide messenger RNA. RefSeq names its product actinin, alpha 1 (gene actn1). Gene Ontology annotation, molecular function: actin filament binding; calcium ion binding. The record is from RefSeq and is a predicted model, not a curated record. NCBI's taxonomy places the organism in Eukaryota, Metazoa, Chordata, Actinopteri, Cyprinodontiformes, Nothobranchiidae. Gene Ontology annotation, cellular component: cell projection; stress fiber; cortical actin cytoskeleton. Gene Ontology annotation, biological process: actin cytoskeleton organization; muscle cell development.
AGUUUUUGCGUCCGUCUCUCUUCGGUCCAGGACCUACCUACAGCCGUCUGCCUGCUGCUGCCUCAGAAAAAACAGAGAAGACCGAGGCGAGGCUGAGUUAGAGGAGAGAGAGAGAGAGAGAGAAAGAGAGAGGGAGAGAGAGAGAGAGAGAGAGAGAGGAGCCGAGGGGUGGACCGCUAAUUUCAUCCACACCGUCUUGAAUGCGCCGAGGAGCGAGUAGCUUGAGCUGCUGCUACAUUACCUCGCCGCGGACCGGAGGACCGGGGACACAAGUAGACAUAAAGACAGACAGCUUUAGACACCCGUGUGUAGGAUGGAUUCCUAUGAUGGAGACGGUAACUACAUGCACCAGGAAGACGACUGGGAUCGGGAUAUGCUCCUGGAUCCUGCAUGGGAGAAGCAGCAGAGAAAGACGUUUACAGCGUGGUGCAACUCUCACCUGAGGAAAGCAGGAACGCAGAUCGAGAACAUCGAGGAAGACUUCCGGGAUGGGCUGAAACUCAUGCUGCUGCUGGAGGUCAUCUCAGGUGAACGCUUGGCCAAACCAGAGAGAGGCAAGAUGAGGGUCCAUAAGAUCUCCAACGUGAACAAAGCGCUCAACUUCAUUGCCAGUAAAGGAGUGAAGCUGGUUUGUAUUGGAGCAGAAGAAAUUGUUGAUGGGAAUGCUAAGAUGACCCUGGGAAUGAUCUGGACCAUCAUCCUCCGCUUCGCAAUCCAGGACAUUUCUGUCGAAGAGACGUCUGCCAAAGAGGGCCUCCUGCUGUGGUGCCAGAGGAAGACCGCGCCCUACAAGAACGUCAACAUCCAGAAUUUUCACAUCAGCUGGAAAGAUGGUUUGGGUUUCUGCGCGCUCAUUCAUCGACAUCGUCCAGAGCUCAUCGACUACGGAAAGCUGCGAAAGGACGACCCGAUGACCAACCUGAACACGGCCUUCGAAGUGGCGGAGAAGUAUCUGGACAUCCCUAAAAUGUUGGACGCAGAAGAUAUCAUUAGCACCUUGAGGCCAGAUGAGAAGGCCGUCAUGACCUAUGUGUCGUGUUACUACCACGCAUUCUCAGGCAAACAGAAGGCGGAGACGGCAGCAAACAGGAUCUGCAAGGUGCUGGCCGUCAAUCAGGAGAAUGAGCAGCUGAUGGAGGACUAUGAGAAGCUGGCCAGUGACCUGCUGGAGUGGAUCCGUCGUACCAUCCCCUGGCUGGAGAACAGAAUGCCCGAGAACACCAUGCAGGCCAUGCAGCAGAAGCUGGAGGACUUCAGAGACUACCGACGCCUCCACAAGCCGCCCAAAGUUCAGGAGAAGUGCCAGCUGGAGAUCAACUUCAACACGCUUCAGACCAAACUGAGACUCAGCAACAGGCCCGCCUUCAUGCCCUCAGAGGGAAAAAUGGUCUCGGACAUUAACAACGCCUGGGGAAACCUGGAGGGAGCAGAGAAGGGCUACGAAGAGUGGCUCCUCAACGAGAUUCGCAGGCUGGAGAGACUUGACCACCUAGCUGAGAAAUUCCGCCAGAAAGCAGCGAUUCAUGAAGCCUGGACCGAAGGUAAGGAGGACUUGCUGCAGAAGCGGGACUACGAGACGGCCUCUCUGUCAGAGAUCAAGGCCCUGCUGAAGAAACACGAGGCCUUUGAGAGCGACCUGGCUGCACAUCAGGACCGCGUGGAGCAGAUUGCAGCUAUUGCCCAGGAGUUAAACGAGCUGGACUACUACGACUCCCCCAGCGUUAACGCUCGCUGCCAGAGGAUCUGCGAUCAAUGGGACUCACUGGGAGCUCUGUCCCAGAAACGCAACGAGGCUCUGCAGAGAACUGAGAAGCUGCUUGAAACCAUCGACCAACUGUACCUUGAGUUUGCCAAAAGAGCAGCUCCAUUCAACAACUGGAUGGAGGGCGCCAUGGAGGACCUGCAGGACACCUUCAUCGUCCACACCAUAGAGGAAAUCCAGGGACUGAGCACAGCCCACGAGCAGUUCAAAGCCACACUGCCAGAGGCUGAUAAAGAGCGCAUGGCCAUCCUGGGCAUUCACAACGAGAUAGCUAAAAUUGUGCAGACUUACCAUGUGAACAUGGCCGGCACCAACCCCUACACCACCAUCAACCCACAGGAGAUUAAUGCCAAAUGGGACAAGGUGAGGCAGCUGGUGCCUCAGCGCGACCAAGCUCUGAUCGAAGAACACGCCCGGCAGCAGAACAACGAGCGUCUGCGCAGGCAGUUUGCCACCCAGGCCAACAUCAUCGGGCCCUGGAUCCAGAACAAGAUGCAGGAAAUUGGCCGCAUCUCCAUCGAGAUGCACGGUACCCUGGAGGACCAGCUGACGCACCUCCGCCAGUACGAGAAAAGCAUCGUCAACUACAAGCCAAAGAUCGACCAGCUGGAGGGAGACCACCAGCUUAUCCAGGAAGCUCUCAUCUUCGACAACAAGCACACCAACUACACCAUGGAGCACAUCCGUGUGGGCUGGGAGCAGUUACUCACCACCAUCGCCCGUACCAUCAAUGAAAUUGAGAACCAGAUCUUGACGCGAGACGCCAAAGGCAUCAGCCAGGAGCAGCUGAAUGAGUUCCGGGCUUCCUUCAACCAUUUUGACAGGGACCAUUCGGGCACUCUAGGCGCGGAAGAAUUCAAGGCCUGCCUGAUCAGCCUGGGCUUCGAUAUCGGCAACGAUGCACAGAAGAGAACAGGAAUCAUGGAUGCUGAUGACUUCAAAACCUGCCUUAUCUCCAUGGGUUACAACCUGGGUGAGAAUGAAUUCUCCCGCAUCAUGAGCAUAGUGGAUCCCAACAGAAUGGGAAUUGUCACCUUCCAGGCCUUUAUAGACUUCAUGUCCCGCGAAACGGCUGACACGGACACAGCAGACCAGGUCAUGGCGUCCUUCAAAGUACUUGCUGGGGACAAGAACUACAUCUUAGCUGAUGAACUUCGUCGGGAGCUUCCUCCGGACCAGGCUGAGUACUGCAUCGCCCGCAUGGCCCCUUACACCGGGCCCGAUGGCGUCCCCGGGGCCCUCGACUACAUGUCCUUCUCCACCGCUUUGUAUGGCGAGAGUGACCUCUGAACACUAUCCUCCAGACCCGGGACCACCAGCCUACCUGCUCCAGUCACCACCACGUUCUCACACAAUCACCACACUCCUGUACUACCACGCUUGUGUUUUUGUACGUUUCUGGCCUUAUCUUUUUGUCCGUAUCCUCCAUGUUGUUUCUCCCUCAGCCUGUUCGCCGCUCCCUCACCUUAUUUGCUUUCCAUGCAAUGCAGCUGCUCUCCAGGUUUACAAAGAGUGGGAAAAAGAAUUAUUUUGUUUGUUUUUAUGUUACUUGUUGUCAUUGUUUUUCCUCAAAAAAUGAAUAAAGUAAACAUAUUUUAUUAUACUGAACAAAAAAGGUAUUUUUCUUCACCUGAUUGAAAUAAGAGAAAAAGUUGUAAUAAAGAUUAAAGAUGC